This is a messenger RNA of Xyrauchen texanus (razorback sucker), 5062 nucleotides long. It is a transcript of the gene loxl4, whose product is annotated as lysyl oxidase-like 4. Bases 20 to 2455 code for a protein of 811 amino acids. NCBI's taxonomy places the organism in Eukaryota, Metazoa, Chordata, Actinopteri, Cypriniformes, Catostomidae. The transcript has 14 exons. Gene Ontology annotation, biological process: peptidyl-lysine oxidation. Gene Ontology annotation, molecular function: protein-lysine 6-oxidase activity; copper ion binding. The record is from RefSeq and is a predicted model, not a curated record. Gene Ontology annotation, cellular component: membrane.
GCCUCACCUGUGCGCAGUGAUGAUUCGGGCCGUUUGUCUAGAGUGCGCGCUCUUACUGCUUCUCUUCUUCCUUUGCGCGGCCGCGUGCGCCGAAUCACGCCGCCGGUCAGCGCGCGCUCCCGCUGCCAAGGUGCGCCUGGCAGGUAUCGGCCACAAAGAGAACGAGGGACGCGUUGAAGUCCUGCACAACGGGACGUGGGGAACCGUAUGCGACGACAAUAUCGACAUUAAACUCGCCAAUGUGGUUUGCAGAGAACUGGGUUUCCAAAGUGGCAUAACAUGGGCGCACAGUGCGACUUAUGGAGAGGGAGAGGGCCACAUUUGGAUGGAUAAUGUGAGGUGUGAGGGAACAGAGAAAACCCUAAAAGACUGUAAGUCCAACGGGUGGGGCGUUCAUGACUGCACGCACUCGGAGGACCUGGGGGUGGUCUGCAGUCCAGAGAGAAGGUUGGACCAAGUGCAUCCUGGAGUCUCCAGAAGAGGGCACACUAUCGCUCUCAGACCAAACGCUGUCAACUCGAACCAUUGGCAGGACAUUUACUCCAGUUCAAGGUCAGCUGCACAUCUCAGACAAGGCAAUAGGCAUUCACAGGAUCAAACAAGAUUGGAUCAGUUCUCCAGACACCAGUUUCAUAAUCCGUCUGCCAGUAAGGUGAGAAUUGAAGAUGUCCGUCUCCGACCGAUCUUGAUGUUUACAAAGAGGCGCACCCUUGUCACAGAAGGUGUGGUUGUAGUUAAGCAUGCUGGGAGAUGGAGGCAGGUGUGUGAUAAAGGUUGGAGUUUGAACAGCAGCAGAGUCAUAUGUGGGAUGCUCGGCUUUCCUGAUGCAGAGCAGCCCAACAUGAACAUCUACAAAAAAAUAUGGGAUAAAAAAGUCAAGGAUUCAACUACCAGAUUGAGUCAAAUGGCUAAAAAGAAGGGAUUCUGGGUUGAAAAAAUUCAUUGUCUGGGCACAGAGCCCAGUCUGGCUGAGUGUCAUGCCCAGCUGUCAAUCCACCGAAGCCCCACCCCCUGUAUGAAUGGACGUCAUGCUGUGGCCCGCUGUGUACCAGGACCCCAGUUUGCUCGUAUGUCCUCUGGGCAACCCCAGGCCCCUCACCCUGUGAAGCUGUCUGUGCGUUUGAAGGCAGGGCCACGUCUAGGGGAGGGCAGAGUCGAGGUUCUGCGUGAGGGAAAGUGGGGAACUGUGGUUGACCACCUGUGGGACCGUAUCUCAGCCAGCGUGGUGUGUAGAGAGCUGGGAUUUGGCACUGCCAAAGAGGCUCUUACUGGGGCGUACAUGGGUCAAGGUACAGGGCUGAUCCAUAUGAACUCAGUGCAGUGCACAGGCACAGAGCGUUCCAUUUUAGAUUGUUUUUUCCAGGAAGUCCCUCCCUGGAAAUUCAAACACAACAGGGAUGCUUCUGUUAAAUGCAAUGUCCCUAAGACAGGCUUGGAGACCACGGUGCGGUUGGCAGGGGGCAGGGAUCCAGGUGAGGGUCGUGUGGAGGUGCUUAUGGAGGUGGGGGGCAGAAAGCGAUGGGGGACGGUUUGCAGUGAGAACUGGGGAUUAAAUGAAGCCAUGGUAUUGUGCAGGCAGCUGGGCUUUGGGUUUGCCGCUCGUGCCCAUCAGGACACAUAUUAUUGGCAAGGGGACCCUGCAGCAGAGGAAGUGUUGUUGAGUGGCACUCACUGUGUUGGAACAGAAAUCUCCAUCCAGCAGUGUCGUCGUAAUCGUUACGUCCACUGUCCACGUGGAGGCGGGGCUAAAGCAGCUGGCGUCACCUGUUCAGAAACGGCACCUGACCUGGUGUUGGAUGCUCAGCUCGUGCAGGAGAGCGCUUACCUUGAAGACAGACCUCUGCAUUUACUCACCUGUGCACAUGAGGAGAACUGUCUCUCCUCUUCUGCCAGCCGUAUGAACUGGCCGCAUGGUCACCGUCGUCUUCUGCGUUUCUCCUCCCGUAUAAUGAACUUGGGCAGAGCCGACUUCCGUCCCCGUGCAUCAAGAGAGUCCUGGACCUGGCACCAGUGCCAUAGGCAUUAUCACAGCAUUGAAGUGUUUACACAUUAUGACCUCCUGACCCUCAACGGAAGUCGGGUGGCUGAAGGACACAAAGCCAGUUUCUGUCUAGAGGACUCUUACUGUCCUGAUGGACUUCACAAACGCUUUUCAUGUUACAAUUAUGGAGAUCAAGGGAUUUCGGUGGGUUGCUGGGACACGUACCGCCAUGAUAUCGACUGCCAGUGGAUAGACAUCACUGAUGUUAGACCUGGAGACUACAUCAUGCAGGUUGAGGUAAAUCCGUCCCUGGACAUGGCUGAAUCAGACUUUAUGAACAAUGCCAUGCGUUGCCGGUGCAGAUAUGAUGGACACAGAGUGUAUAUGUAUGGCUGCCAUGCAGGUGACUCCUAUAGCGCUGAAACUGAAGAUAUGUUUGAGCAUCAGCGUCAAAUCAGUAACAACUUUAUUUGAACCUAUUAAAAAGAGGUGAGAGGAUCUUAAAGCAAUAGUUUACCCAAAAAUGAAAUUUCUGUCAUCAUUUACUCACUCUCAUCUUGUUCCAAACAUUUACUGUAUGAUUUAUUUUUCCUUACAAAAGGAGAUGUUAGGCAUUGACAACCUCAGUCACCAUUCACUUUCAUUGUAUCUUUUGCCAAUACUAUGUCAGUGAAUGUUGACUGAGGCUGAACAAUAUUAGGGUAAAUAACAGAAUUUUCAUUUUUGAGUGAAUGAACCCUUUAAAUGGUUCUUGAAAUGCCGCUUAUUGGACAAUAAACUGGUUGAAAAAGAAAGAUUUUCCUAACUGAUCUCAGAACGGUCGACCAGUAGCACCACUGUGGAAGAGAUUUCAAACCGCUGGUUGGCUCUACGGCAUUGAAUUUACAUGUGUCCUAACCAGGCCACAAAAAUGUUUGAUAAGCUAAUGAGAGAUAAAAUCUUUCUCUUCUAUGUAAAUCUAAGUUUUUGUCCUAACCAGCCAUGACCACGAGUCUUAUGGUAAUCGUUUUUUCAGUCAUGUGGUCUGCAGCAUCACACAGUGUAGCCCCGCCCACAGUGAAAUCUGAUUGGUCCAUAAUCAAGUUAUCCUCUCCUCAUAACUGUGAAAUCGUUUUGUGUUCAUCGUGAACAGAAAUUGACGUAUCAAGCCUGGUUAGGACAUGGUGUUAGUCUAACAGCUUUUUGUAAAUCAACUGAAAUAAUAUGUGUUAUUAUCCGCUGAUUAACUGUUAGGGGCAUUGUUUUUAUUUUACUAAAUUAUGUUUUUCUUGAAAGGGAAUUGUUGUGAGUUUAUCAUGUAAUUGAAUUUUUUUUUUGUUCUGAUGACCUUGAAACUAGCAUUAGAAAAUAACACAUUUUUCAUACAUGUACCCAUAUAUUUAUUUCCUGACAAGUUGUUAUAUAACUAAUGCCUCAGUAUAAAUGUUGAAUUUGUAACUAAUUUGAAUUAUACUUACCAAAGCAUAUUGAAGAUUGGUGUGUUCUGAGUGAAAAGACUUUGAUAUUACCAAUGUGAUUAUAGUAAGAUCCAAAUGACGUGUGUUUGUUUGUUUGGUUGUUUUUUUCUGUUAAUUUUUGAGUGUUAUAUCUAAUUUCAGUUAUUUUAAUUGAGUUAAGCACUUUAUUGAUGGACUGUCAGUAUUCUGGUAGAAAUAAGUGAGUCACUACCAUGUAUCAACACUUGUGUGUGUUUGUUUGUUUACUGACAUGUUCAGGUAUUUGUACUUGCUUGCCUUUUUCGAUAGACCAUUUCUUAAUUUGUCAGUGAUUUUCCUCAAUCCUAAAGGAUAACAAAGGAUGUUGUAUAUGCUGAAGAUUAAUUUAUUUAAUACAUUGUUCAACACAUUUUCUGGGUGAGCGAUUUAUUAGUUUCAUAACUGGUAGUAUAAAUAAACGCUUUUUAAAUGGUUUACUGUUUAUAUAUUAAUUAAACGUAUUGCCGAUUUGAAUUGUGGUUGAAUGGUUUUUGUUGCUCAUUCUAGCUUGUACUUAUUAUUAUAAUUAUUAUUUAAAGGUUAUUACAAUGUUGCAACAAUUGUCCUGAAAAAUAUAAUUUGAUUUUUUUUUACUAGAUGCUGGGAAAACUAUAUGAUGACUGUCAUUUUAAUGCCAAUCACCAUAUACAGUUCUUACUGCAGUAUUUUAAGAUUAAUUAAAAUCUAACUUUGGCAAACCAAAAGUUGUCUCUUGAGUUAGAGUAUUGAAUAUAUUCUAAAAGUUGUGAACACUUGUUGCAUUCUUUGCCAAUAAAUAGUGAAAAUAACAUUAUAAUUUUCAUCCUGUAUGUGUUUAGGAUUUAUUUAUAUAUGCAAUUAUUUGCACAGUAAACGACAUGUAUAACAGAAGUUAUUGUGCAUAUUAUGAACUGAUCCAUAAUUUGUUCCUAUACUGUUAAUCCCAAAUUCUCAUGUUAGAGUAUAUUUCUUCAUCAAUCUGUUUAAAUAGUAAUCUGUUGAUUUUUAUCAAAACUUUUAUUUGUCCAGAUUGGUUUUAUGCCCUUUCCCUUUCCUUUAAUAUCAACACUACUUUUUUAAUGCCAUUUUUAAGAUCACAGUAACCCAUCCCUACAUUGUGUACAGUUACUCCUGCCACAUAACUCUAGCAUACUCUUGAACCAUUUACCUUUUACAAGUGCUUCUAUUUAUUACUUACAUAAUGUCACUGUAUGCUUUUAUUAUUCAUGGUGCAUAAAUUGAUUUUACUUCAUAGUUCUAAGUUUACUUUUGGUGCUAUUAUGAACUUUUCUUAUGGAGCAGUUGAGAGUUUAAGCUCUUAUAUGUAAUUUUCUGUACCCUCAGGGAUGACAUAUGUGUCUUCUCCAGUUUGUCCAACAUAUUGUUUAAAAUCACUCGGCCAGCCAGGAUAGAUAUAACUGGAAAAGUGAUACUAAAUCAUUCCAGCAACUACAACAUGAUGUAAAACUCUUGUUACUGUUCUGUAGUGGAUGUUACAGUAAUGUUAUGUCAAUGUCAACAACUGAUGUUAACUGUGAAUAAAUAUACCUUUUCAGGUUUCAUUCAGCUACCUGUACUCUUAGUUUUCUGCUCAUUGUAUACAAUGAUCCAUUGUAUAGUGACUAGU